UUCAGGUUUGGUAAGAUGCCUCAGGAACAGUACGCGCACAGGAGCACCAUGCAGACCUCGGAAGGACCCCAGGUAUACAAAGUGGGGAUUUAUGGCUGGAGGAAGAGAUGCCUCUAUUUCUUUGUGCUGCUCCUAAUGAUCUUAAUCCUGGUGAACCUUGCUAUGACCAUCUGGAUUCUGAAGGUUAUGAACUUCACAAUUGAUGGAAUGGGGAACCUGAGAAUCACGGAAAAGGGUCUAAAGCUUGAAGGAGAUUCAGAAUUCUUGAAACCUCUCUACGCCAAAGAAAUCCGGUCAAGACCAGGCAACCCACUGUACUUCCAGUCUGCCAGAAAUGUGACAGUGAACAUCCUCAAUGAGAAGACUAAAGUCCUUACUCGCCUUGUAACAGGUCCCCAAGCAGUGGAAGCACACAGCCAAAAAUUUGAGGUGAAAACCCUCUCUGGAAAAUUGCUGUUUUCUGCAGAUGACAACGAAGUGGUGGUUGGAGCAGAGAGAUUGAGAGUUUUAGGAGCAGAAGGCACAGUGUUCCCUAAAUCUAUAGAAACUCCCAAUGUCAGGGCAGACCCCUUCAAGGAACUAAGACUGGAGUCGCCUACACGCGCGCUGGUGAUGGAGGCUCCAAAAGGCAUCGAGAUCAACGCCGAGGCCGGCAGCUUGAAAGCAACGUGCAGGACAGAGCUCAGGCUGGAAUCCAAAGACGGAGAGAUAACAUUGAAUUCUGCAAAAAUCAAACUACCUAACUUGCCUCAAGGAUCUUCAUCUUCUGCAGGGUCCAGGCAAAAAAUCUACGAGCUCUGUGUGUGUCCCAAUGGGAGGUUAUUUCUGUCUCAGGCAGGCACUAGCUCGACCUGCCAGAUAAAUACAAGCGUCUGCCUUUGAGAGACAAUUUGCAGUGGGGCGUCGCAGGCAGCACAAAAGCCAGUUCUGGUCUCACAGAUUGCAGCUGCCAACUAUUUUUACUAGAACACAGAAAGCCUAUCAAAGACUUUUUUUGUGUGUGCGCGCGCGUGUGUGUGAAUAUAUAUAUAAAAAUAUAUAUAUAAAAUAUAUAUAUCCUCUGUGUAAAAUGAUGUUUCAGUACAAGGAAUCCCAGGGUGACCCUGUUACAUUUGUGUAGCAUUUCUCUUUCCCACACCAAAAUUUACUGGUACAAUCUGCUGAAUUGGACUUGAUGCUCCCCUGGACCCUUCCGUACUAAUAUAGUCUAAUGAUCACCCCUCGUUUUUGAUCAUGUUCUCAGAGCAAUGGGAAGGCUGUGGGCAAGACCCUGGAACCGAUGUAGACCCACCAACACACAAAGGGAAGAGAAGCAUCUCUGAUUAUUUUUGCACCAUUAAAUCAGUGGCAUGAAAAAAACCCCAAAAAACUAAAAAAAUAGCCAGAUGUGCUGUACUAAUCACGUAGAGUGAUCCAAGAUACCUGAGGUUAAAGUACACUCUCUAAUUUUCACCUAAAGCAUGGCUCCCUGUUGAGAGAGAUGGAUUGCACUUGGCCAGUAGAAAAGUCCAGAUCUUGCUGGAAUAAGCAUGUAUUUUUCUGAAGGGGUUUGAGACUUGCCUGUGCAUGGCCAAGGAUGCCUUGUGACGCAUCAACUCUAAUGCUAACCUAAAGUCAUCUCUGUGCUAAGAAAACUAGCAUUGCAUUUAGUUCUUGGAAGGAAAAAUAAAUGUGAAAGUUGGACUAGAUAGAAAAAUCCUGAACCUCCUUAGUUAACAGGUGUCCUGUAUCACUCUACACACUCUCCGUUAGCACCUUUAAUUUUGAAAAGAUUUAAGAUACCAUGUGAAGGUGAGAAGAUUUAAGAUUUCUAUAGUACCUGUCAAUAUCUGUAGAAACAGAGAGAAUUACCUCUUCUACCCAGAGAAACAGAGAAAUUCAUUCAAAUUAGAUGUGUAUUGUCAAUGCUACACCAGAACUUUUGUCACCUUUUUUUUCAGGAUAUACAGUCCAAGGUCACUUAGAUUUGGUGGAGACUGCAAAUAUCAGAGAUGCUAACAAUGAAAUAGACCUUUUUUAAGGAUUUAUAAAGACUGUGAGAAAGCCAGACUACUGGAAAGCAAGGGCUUUGGAUGCCGGUUCCUCUAGAAUUUGAGCCCCAAAAACUCUGUGGUUGAACCUUUUCAUGGUUGCAUUUUUCCUUAUUUUAAAGUCCAGGAGUCACUUACGGGCAGGAUAAAAUGCAAAAUCUGAUCUGGUAACAUUACUGUCACUGUUCAAGUUUUGAAAAAUAAUGAGAAGAGCCCAGAUCAUUGAAUUCUGACCCAUAAUUGCAUCAACAUGCAUGUAAAAAUCCUUGAAAAACAAAUGUACUAAUUACUGCAAAAGUGUCUAAGUUGCAGUUAAUCUCACGAGGACAGCAAGGUUCCUAAGCCACUGAGAUGUUUUUGAUAAUAUUAGCUCAUGUGCAAAUAUGACAGAUCUGUGCCCAUCCCUAGUGAUAUCUAAGUAAAGCUGGUAUUCUUCAAGCAAUCUUCAAGAUAAAAUAUAGCUGAUAGAAAUCUUUAGAAGUAAUUUCGCCCAUUCCUUUUUUACAGAUUUCCAUGUAUUUUCUUGUGGUCUGGAGAGUACCAGAGUUUGAUUUUUUUUUCAAAAUUAACAAUUCUGGCUUAAUCCAAAACUGGCUGGACUCGAAGGAAAGAUUUCUAUGGAGUUUAGAUUAGAUGUGUUGCUGCCUAACAAAGCAACACUCCCGUAAAAUGUAUUCCUGCAAGAGGAUGAAUAAUCUACUUUUAUUUCAGUAAUGCUUUCUGAUUAAUUAACAACUUCAAACUACUUGUUAAUGAAUGAUUCCUGUAAUUAUUAUGUCUUGAGUCAACGUUUGAAUGCAAAGGGUCACCCAGGAUAACAAUUGUAUUGGGACACAGGACUAUACCAUCUCUGUUCAAAGAGGGGAAUUGUGCCUAUGCCUUAAGUCAAUGCACUCAGCAAGGAGAAGCACAUCAUAUUUAUCUUGUUAUUAAAACUAGUUUAUUUGGGGGGAGGGACAGGAUGUCUUGGGAACUGGUUGUGCAACUUAAAACAGAUAUUAAUGAAAUGCAUUAAGACUGUAGGGGCACCUAGAGUGAUAUAGACUUUUUUUUUACCAUGUUAAAUAUAGCAAAAUACUGUGUACGUUACCUCUGGGACCACAACUGAAGUCCCAUUCAUAGUCCUACAUUUACUGUAGAGGUUUUUUUCCUGUUUCAUUUAAUACCGAUCACAAACCUUACAGCAAGCACGGCCCAAUUCAUAAAAAAGUCCCAUGUGAGCAGUUGUGAAGACACGUGCUGCAGGAAGAGUGCCCUGUACAGAAAACGAGUCCCAUUAACUUUCCCAUCCCCGAGAGGUUCAAUGCUGGUGAGAAAGGCAGGGCUGGACGCAGGGACUCACCCAGCAGGGAUGCUGCAUCCUGAUUUCCAUGCUCCGCUCCCGAGAGGCCGGUGGCUGAGUCCUCAUCCCCGUGCACCCUCUGGCUGCUCUGCUGAGGAUUUCCACCCCAACAAAUUAAUUUUGAGUGGCUGGUCUUCUCAGCUGGGCUCUUGGAUAAGAUUGUCACCUUCUCAUAUCACGAAGGCCAUGAAACUGCUUAAGGACAUUCAGCCGUUUAUUCUGGUAUGAAUUUCUAUGGGGGAGCUGUUAGGGAACGACCUUACAUAUCUGUGCCAUCACUGCAUAUGCUUCUCUGAGGUGAACAAAGGGUACCUUAAUUAUGUCUACGUAAAGGAAUUGUAGUUGCUUCAAUGUAUUUUACAGUCAUGUUUCUAUCUUAAAAAGCAU
Molecule: messenger RNA, 3759 nt
Organism: Gavia stellata (red-throated loon)
Lineage: Eukaryota; Metazoa; Chordata; Aves; Gaviiformes; Gaviidae
Gene: SGCD
Product: sarcoglycan delta
Exons: 8
Coding region: 16-882 (288 amino acids)
Biological process (GO): cardiac muscle tissue development; heart contraction
Cellular component (GO): sarcolemma; sarcoglycan complex
Source: RefSeq, a predicted model, not a curated record